AUGCAUAUCUUAGGAACUAAUAGGUUUUGUAUUGAUUCUACUCUUUUAAUUGGCACCCAUUGCAAUAACCUGUUAUGCAAGAUUUACGACCCUAAUUACUCAAUAAGUAAUAGUGCCACCAAAUUGUAUCCUAUACGGAAUAAACGAAACUUGUUAUGGAAAAAACCUAGUGAUUUUGACAUCCAUAAACGUCAUUUUGAUUCGGUAUUAGUUGGCGUUAGUACGGAGGGAAUCGUGGAACAAGUGGUGGAAGGAAACCAGAAAAGAUUUAGGUGGAAUGAGAUACGAGAUGGUAUCACGGAAGAACAAAAGUUGGCUAUAUCGAAACUUCCCUUUAAGAUGGUUAAGCGGUGUAAGGCCGUGAUGAGACAGAUUAUAUGUUUUUCUGAAGAAAAGGGAAAAUUGUGCGAUGUUUUGGGGGCUUGGGUGAAGAUUAUGAUGCCUACUAGAGCAGAUUGGCUUUCGGUUUUGAAAGAGUUGAAAAAUAUCGAUCAUCCUCUUUACCUCGAGGUGGCAGAGCAUGCUCUUAUAGAAGAAUCCUUUGAACCCAAUCUUCGCGAUUAUACAAAGUUGAUUCAUUAUUAUAGCAAGGCGAAUCAACUCGAAGCUGCUGAAAAUAUUUUCAUGUUAAUGAAGGAAAGGGGCUUCAUCUGUGAUCAAGUGAUUCUAACCACCAUGGUUCACAUGUACAGCAAGGCUGGCCAUCUUGAACGGGCCGAGGAAUAUUAUGAAGAGAUCAAAUUGCUCGGUGAACCUUUGGACAAAAGAUCAUACGGCUCGAUGAUUAUGGCCUACAUUAGAGCUGGAAUGCCUGAAAAAGGAGAGAGUUUACUUGAGGAAAUGGACGCGCAAGAAAUAUAUGCAGGCAGUGAGGUUUACAAAGCAUUACUUAGAGCUUAUUCUGGGAUCGGUAAUGCGGAAGGCGCGCAAAGGGUUUUUGAUGCAAUUCAGCUGGCUGGUAUUAUUCCAGAUGAUAAGAUGUGUAGUCUUCUUAUUUAUGCCUAUGGUAUGGCCGGGCAAAGUGAAAAAGCUCGAAUUGCAUUUGAAAAUAUGAGAAGAGUUGGUAUCGAACCUACUGAUAAAUGCAUAUCUUCAGUACUUGUUGCUUAUGAGAAGGAAAACAUGCUAAAUACAGCAUUAGAGUUUCUAAUGGAUUUGGAGAAAGAUGGCAUUAUGGUUGAGGAAGAAACUUCUAGAAUACUGGCUGGGUGGUUCCGGAAACUCGGCGUUGUGGAAGAGGUGGAACUUGUUUUAAGAGACUUUGCCACCACUACCGGUCAUCAAAGAAGCUAA
Lathyrus sativus (Indian pea) is the source of this 1293-nucleotide messenger RNA. NCBI's taxonomy places the organism in Eukaryota, Viridiplantae, Streptophyta, Magnoliopsida, Fabales, Fabaceae. The record is from the annotation of a GenBank genome assembly.